GUAGCGGCAUCAGCUUGUGCGGUGACAGAACACACACCAUGGCAGACAAGCCCGAUCUUGGAGAAAUCGGCAGGUUUGACAAGUCCAAGCUGAAGAAGACAGAGACCAAAGAGAAGAACACACUGCCAACAAAAGAGACAAUCGAGCAAGAGAAACAAAACUGAAUUAUUUGUAUAAAACCACAACUAAUGGCUUGAAGGAGAAAUGGUCUCGCCGGUGUUGGGAGACUGAAAUGCACUGUGAAAGAAGAGGUUAAUAACCAAACCUGUCUCGGACAAAGAAAUGCCAAAAGAAAGGGAAUUUUUUGUUUAUCUGUCUUCCCUCUUGUCCAGUGUUUGAAUGGAAUAAAGAAUUUGUGCAAUAAAA
This is a messenger RNA of Bufo bufo (common toad), 366 nucleotides long. RefSeq names its product thymosin beta-10. The record is from RefSeq and is a predicted model, not a curated record. NCBI's taxonomy places the organism in Eukaryota, Metazoa, Chordata, Amphibia, Anura, Bufonidae. The transcript has a single exon. Gene Ontology annotation, cellular component: cytoplasm. Gene Ontology annotation, biological process: actin filament organization; regulation of cell migration. Bases 39 to 164 code for a protein of 41 amino acids. Gene Ontology annotation, molecular function: actin monomer binding.